Molossus molossus (Pallas's mastiff bat) is the source of this 2738-nucleotide messenger RNA. It is a transcript of the gene ZKSCAN7, whose product is annotated as zinc finger with KRAB and SCAN domains 7. The transcript is spliced from 6 exons. The record is from RefSeq and is a predicted model, not a curated record. NCBI's taxonomy places the organism in Eukaryota, Metazoa, Chordata, Mammalia, Chiroptera, Molossidae. Gene Ontology annotation, biological process: regulation of DNA-templated transcription. The coding region runs from base 293 to 2587 and encodes 764 amino acids.
GCGGCGACGCUGGCCGGGCGCACGCUUCGCCCCCGCGGCCGGCGGCGCCGUCCCUGUGACGCUCAGAAGCGGCCAGAUGUCGAGCCUCCUCUUUGUCGCGUUCCCCUGACCAGCUGUCCUGGCGCGGAGCCGGGCGCCUGCGGGUGCAGCGGUGAACAGGGCCGACGCGGCCAGGUGACACUCCCCUCACCCCACACCCCAACUCUGAAAAGCAGCUCCUGAGACCUGAAUUACAGACCAUCAUUUUAAUUGGAUAACCUGCUGCUGGAACAAGCUUCUCUUUGGGGUCACAAUGGCCACCCAAGGCAGAGGAGCUUUAGGCCUCAUCCCCAGGGUUGCUGUUCUCCAGGAGCAGGAGGGGCACCUAACAGUAAAGCCAGAGCCAGGGAGCCAGACCUGGGGGCAGGGCUGCAGUCUCCAGAAGAACCAUCCACCUGUUUGUGAAAUUUUCCGGCUACACUUCAGGCAGUUAUGUUACCACGAGAUGUCUGGGCCACAGGAGGCGCUGAGCCGACUUCGGGAGCUCUGCCGCUGGUGGCUCAUGCCAGAGGUGCACACCAAGGAGCAGAUCCUGGAGCUGCUGGUGCUGGAGCAGUUUCUGAGCAUCCUGCCCGGCGAGCUCCGGACCUGGGUGCAGCUACAUCACCCCGAGAAUGGCGAGGAAGCUGUGGCUGUGGUGGAGGAUUUCCAGAGACACCUCAGUGGACCAGGAGAGGUUUCAGCUCCAGCACAGGAACAGGAAAUGGAAUUGGAGGAGAUGACAGCUUUGAGUGCAACAGAGGAAUCUCCUCCCACCUCACCCCUCUGUGACGGUUCAGCCCCUGGAACCCACAUGGAGCCUCCUCGUGACCCAGGGGCCUGCUACCUCCCCAAUGGGCACUCGGGUACUCGCCUCUCCAGCUCUGGGGAGCAAGAUCACAUGGAUAUUGUUAAUGCUCGUCGUGCUUCCCCGCUGCCUGCCCUUCCCCAGGUGGGGAACACAGGAGACCAAGGAGUGGCAACUGUGCUUCGGAUGGUCAGGCCCCAGGGCUCUGCAGUGUACAGGUGCCUGUCUGUGGACUGCACUGAGGAGUGGAACGGUCCAGCCCUGAGUCAGAGAGCCCUGUACCGCCGCUCCAUGCCGGAAACUUACCGCAGCGUGGCCUCCCUGGGUGAGACUCGGAUGGAGAAUUCGGAGUUGUCUCCAAAGCAAGAGAUUUCCAAAGGAUCAGAGUCAUCUGAUGGGACAUCAGGAGGCCUCUGUGGGGUGGUUCCUGGGGGACCAGAAGCUGGAAAUGCUUUAGGAAAGCUAGAAGCACAUCCCUCAGAGGAGGAAGGGAGCAGACUGGAAAGUGAUUUCCUGGAAAUAACAUUUGAGGAUAAAAACAAAUCCACAAAAGAUGGAUGUGAUGACUAUAAGGAACUUGGGGAACAUCCGAAUCUGUCUUCCAGUCCUGCAGAACGUGAGGAUCUGAAGGCACAGAAAUUCUAUCAAUGUGAUGACUGUGGCAAAGCUUUUAAUCGGAGUUCACACCUCAUUGGCCAUCAGAGAAUCCACACUGGGGAGAAACCCUAUGAGUGUAAUGAGUGUGGCAAGGCCUUCAGGCAGACCUCUCAGCUCAUAGUUCAUCUCAGAACCCACACGGGGGAAAAGCCCUAUGAAUGCAGCAAGUGUGGGAAGACCUAUCGGCAUAGCUCCCAUCUCAUUCAACACCAGAGACUCCAUAAUGGGGAGAAACCAUAUAAAUGUAAUGAAUGUGGAAAAGCCUUCACUCAGAGUUCUCAACUCAUUGACCACCAGAGGACCCAUACUGGGGAGAAACCUUAUGAAUGCAAUGAGUGUGGGGAGACCUUCAUUCGGAGUAAAAGUCUUGUCCGACACCAGGUACUUCACACUGGUGAGAAACCCUACAAGUGUAACGAGUGUGGGAAAGCUUUCUGUUCUAGUAGAAAUCUUAUUGAUCAUCAGAGAAUUCACUCUGGGGAGAAGCCUUAUGAGUGCAAUGAGUGUGGCAAGGCCUUCAGUAGGAAUAAAUGUCUUAUUCGACAUCAAAGCCUCCACACUGGGGAAAAACCGUACAAAUGUAGGGAGUGUGGGAAAGCCUUCAAUCAGAACUCUCAACUUGUUGACCAUGAGCGAAUUCAUACAGGAGAAAAACCUUUUGAAUGUAAUGAAUGUGGUAAGGCAUUCAGCCUGAGUAAAUGUCUUAUUCGACAUCAGAGACUUCACACAGGUGAGAAGCCCUAUAAAUGCAAUGAAUGUGGAAAAUCCUUCAAUCAAAAUUCACAUCUCAUUAUACACCAGAGAAUUCACACUGGAGAGAAACCUUAUGAAUGUAAUGAGUGUGGGAAGGUCUUCAGUUACAGCUCCAGUCUAAUGGUACAUCAGAGAACCCACACUGGGGAGAAACCCUAUAAAUGCAACGAUUGUGGGAAAGCCUUUAGUGACAGCUCACAGCUCAUUGUGCACCAGAGAGUUCACACUGGUGAGAAGCCCUAUGAAUGUAGUGAGUGUGGGAAAGCCUUCAGUCAGCGUUCCACUUUUAAUCACCACCAACGAACUCACACUGGAGAGAAGCACUCAGGUCUGGCUAAGUCAGUUUCAUAAAGUCUUAAGUUUCUAAGAAGGAGAGCAAGAAACUUUGAAUUAAGCUUUCUUUGUAAGAAGAAUUUAUCCUGAUCCCCUCUUUGAACUAAUCAAAGUGGGCCAUUUUAUAGAUGCUGUCUGCUGGGUCAUGAGAGUGGAGAGUGGAAGGAAG